Messenger RNA from Durusdinium trenchii, 812 nucleotides. NCBI's taxonomy places the organism in Eukaryota, Dinophyceae, Suessiales, Symbiodiniaceae. The record is from the annotation of a GenBank genome assembly.
GUCCAACUGACCUUCUUAGGGAGCAGACAAGAAAGGACAUCACCGCUCAUCCCUCCAUGGCUGGAGCCUCUGCGGUCCGUGCAGCCUUGCCAGCCGCCUUGCUGGGGGUGCCCUUCACAAGAUCCACGCGACGCAACACGCACGGCGCUGGUGCUUCUUCCUCAAGGGUUGGAGCUUCUGCGAGGGCGAGGUCUUCAGUGUGCUGCAGCGACAAGCGCUUUGAAUUAGUGGAUAAGGAGAAGUACUUCAAGUCCAAGCAAGCAGCUUCCACGGUCUAUCUCCAGGCGGCGGGCGGCAUGCGCUACUGCGACUUGAAGAUGGGCGAUGGGAAGCUGGCCCAGAAAGGCAUUUUGGUGUGCUUUCACUACGAAGGCAAACGCCUCAAUGGCAAGGUCAUGGAGUCCUCCUGGACCACCGCGACGACGCCUCCCUGUGUGAAGGCGGGCCACACCCCCGAAUUCCCGGCUUUGGGCGAGGGAGUGGUGGGGAUGAGAGAAGGUGGGAAGCGCGAGCUGAUCAUCCCGCCAAGCAUGAACCGCCCGGGCGUGGAGGAGGUCAUGAUCUACACGCUGGAGCUGGUGACCGUCGCGCCGGCUGGUGAAGAGCCUGCGGAUGCACCCCCACCAGUGACUGAGCCGGAGCCGACACGAGCUACAUGGUUCUGGCAACGCUUGGUGGGCGGUCCAGGGCGGUAAUCCAAAAAGAUUGGACGGCGUGCCGCACGCGUCGUGCACGGCCUGCGCCGGUGGCGGGCAAGCCGGCGUGGCGUGAACACUGCAUCGUCUACUGCAUUUGAUCAGCGGAGGACCCCC